Messenger RNA from Chaetura pelagica (chimney swift), 1517 nucleotides. It is a transcript of the gene KLF4, whose product is annotated as Kruppel-like factor 4 (gut). The transcript is spliced from 3 exons. The annotation marks the transcript as partial. The record is from RefSeq and is a predicted model, not a curated record. Gene Ontology annotation, molecular function: DNA-binding transcription factor activity, RNA polymerase II-specific; RNA polymerase II cis-regulatory region sequence-specific DNA binding. NCBI's taxonomy places the organism in Eukaryota, Metazoa, Chordata, Aves, Apodiformes, Apodidae. Gene Ontology annotation, biological process: regulation of transcription by RNA polymerase II.
CCACCCCCACCGCACGGAAGCGGCCCCCGAGGAGCCCCCCAGCAUGACUUCUCGCUGGGCCGCCCGCUGCCCGCCCGGACUACGCCUUCGCUGGGGCCUGAGGAGAUGCUGAGCGGCAGAGACUGUCUCCCCGCUGCCCCGGGGCUGAGCCACCCACCACUGCCACUGCCCCCGGGGUACCCCUCUGCCCCCGGUUAUCCCACCUUCCUGCCCGAGCAGCUGCCACCUGGCACGCUCCAGUACCAAGAGCUGAUGCCACCGGGGAACUGCCUGCCUGAGGAGACCAAGCCCAAGAGGGGACGCCGGUCGUGGCCUAGGAAGAGGACAGCCACACACACCUGUGAUUACGCCGGCUGUGGCAAAACCUACACAAAGAGCUCCCAUCUCAAGGCACAUCUGAGAACCCACACAGGUGAAAAACCUUAUCACUGUGACUGGGAAGGCUGCGGAUGGAAGUUUGCCCGAUCCGAUGAACUUACUCGUCACUACAGAAAACACACAGGCCACCGCCCCUUCCAGUGCCAGCGGUGUGACAGAGCAUUUUCCAGGUCGGACCACCUUGCCUUACACAUGAAGAGGCACUUUUAAUUGGAAGCAGUGGAUCUUUCCCCAGCUGCCAUAGAGAUUCAGUAUUUACAGCACAAGGACUGUCUUCUGAACGCUGGGAAGAACACAGUUUAAGCACUACAGAUAAUCAAGGUGAAGUUUUCCAAAGAGUGGAAAAGCGGGAUAAUUGCGUACAGACACUGCAACUUUUUUUUUUAUAUAUUUACAUUGAAAAGAAAAGAGAACCAAAAACAUCGGGGUCGAUGACUGGAUCUUCUAUCAUUCCAUUUGUAAAUCCAACUUGAAUUAUUUCCGGACUACAAAAUGCCAAGGAGUGACUGGAAGUCACGGAUAUCAGGGUUAAACAGACUGUGUAGUUCGGAGGGUGGGGAUAUUACACAGGGAAAUGACAUUCCCUUCAUUUUCUUUCAAUGCAAUAUUAGAUGUAAAUGUUAUCUUGUAUUUUUCUUUUUUUUUUUUUUUUUCCUUCUGAAAGCCAUUAUGAUGUUAAAAGAGGAGGAAAAAUUCAGGUACAGAAUUAUAUUUUAAAAGCCUAUUUCAUGGUGCUUAGUGACUGUUGGUUCUAGAGGUACCAAAACCAGGAAGCCAAAGUUCUCAAACUGCUGCAUAUCUGACAAGGAAAUAUUUUUUUCUUCCGAUGGCUGAUUAUGACCUAAAUCAGGUAAAUAAACCUGGUUUACUUUUUUUAAGAAAAUAACUUUAUGCAGACAGUCUGUAAUGCACUGUGGUUUCAAUGUGCAAUAGUUUGUACAAUGGUUUAUUCCCAAAUAUGCCUUAAGCAGAACAAAUGUUUUCUAUAUAGUUCUUUACAUAAUAAAUAUGUAAUAUAAAUUUAAGCAAACUUCUAUUUUGUAUAUUUGUAAACUACAAAGUAAAAUUGAACAUUUUGUUGUAAUUUGUAUUUUGCAUAUUCAAGUGGAAAAUAAGUUUUAAAUAAACCUAUAAUAUUU